AUGAGGAGGAUCCUGAGGGAAUACAAGCAGCUGCAGAAGCAGCUGGCUCUGCAUCCAGCCGUGCUGUCGCUGGCGCCGGUGGGGGAGGAGAAUGGGGACCUCCACCGAUGGGAAGCGCACUUCCAAGGCCCGGAGAACACGCCGUACGCGGGCUUCACGUUCACGCUUCGGAUCAAUGUGCCGGAGACAUACCCCAACGAGCCACCCAAGUGCAGCUUUCCGCCGCACCACAUCUGCCACCCCAACAUCAAGUGGUCGACGGGGGAGGUGUGUCUUGAUCUGUUGAAGCACGAGGCCUGGUCGCCGGUGUACAACCUGCUGCAGGUGGUCGAGGCCAUCAGCACCCUGCUGGCGGAGCCGGGCGUGGACUCGCCGCUCGACGUGGACCUCUCCCGCCUAUACACGACAGACCGCGCUGCCUAUGAUGGGGUCGUGAACUACCGGCUGCGGACUCGCCCUCAGCCGUAG
Eremothecium gossypii ATCC 10895 is the source of this 468-nucleotide messenger RNA. RefSeq names its product E2 ubiquitin-protein ligase peroxin 4 (gene PEX4). The record is from RefSeq and is marked provisional. Bases 1 to 468 code for a protein of 155 amino acids. Lineage: Eukaryota; Fungi; Ascomycota; Saccharomycetes; Saccharomycetales; Saccharomycetaceae. The transcript has a single exon.